Messenger RNA from Myripristis murdjan (pinecone soldierfish), 983 nucleotides. RefSeq names its product CDC28 protein kinase regulatory subunit 2 (gene cks2). The record is from RefSeq and is a predicted model, not a curated record. Gene Ontology annotation, molecular function: cyclin-dependent protein serine/threonine kinase regulator activity. The transcript has 3 exons. NCBI's taxonomy places the organism in Eukaryota, Metazoa, Chordata, Actinopteri, Holocentriformes, Holocentridae. Bases 131 to 361 code for a protein of 76 amino acids.
UUUACAGUCUUCUGAAAACAGCGGCAGAUGACAGCUUCCACUCGUCAAUACUGUUGGUAGUGCCUUACGUCGUCUGGAAAUAGCUUUCUGUCCGUCAGCGUUGUCUUGAGUCAACUGUCAAUUAUUGAAAAUGUCGAAGAAGCAAAUUUACUACUCUGACAAGUACACCGACGAGGAAUACGAGUACAGGCACGUCAUGCUCCCAAAGCAGCUGUCUAAAUUAGUGCCGUCUUCCCACCUAAUGACAGAGGAGGAAUGGAGGGGCCUGGGGGUGCAGCAGAGCCAGGGCUGGAUUCACUACAUGAUCCACAAACCAGAGCCUCACAUACUGCUUUUCAGAAGACCCCUGCCUAAGGACUGAGUGGGCACUAUCUGCAAGAUAGCUGAUCAACUCUGCAGACUUGUAUGUGGUCUUCGGACCAUACAUCUCACUAUGUACCUCUCCAUAUGUUUGAAUGUAUAGUAUAGCAAACUUAAUUUGUAGUUUGUUUUUGUUAUUUCAAACUCCCUCGGUUUUCAGAGGUAAUGAAUGGCAAACAGCUUGCCAAGGAGAGUUUAAAGUGGGCUGCCAGUGCCGCAGCAGUUCUGCUGUGAUUAAGUGUAGCAGCAAGAAGAUGAAAUUUCUCUGGGUGAUUUUUUUUUUUUUUUCCCCAUUGUAUUGACUUUCAUGUCUUCCUUAUGUUCUUUAUUAAGACUGAUAUAUUUACUGACAGUCCAUAAGUGUUUUUCCAUUAUUUAUUUUUUAUUUUUUUUAUUUCCCCCUCCCCCAAUGCAAGCACACAUUUUUCAUAAGAGCUUUUUGUAUCCAAACAUUUAUUUUCCCUUAAUCUUAUUGGUUGCCUAAAUGUAUAUAUGAUGAGUAGAUAUUACAGAUUUUUGACAAUGAGUCACACUUUUGUUAAUUCUAAACAUUUUGGUUGCUGGACAGAAAAAAAUAAAUGAUUGCUUUAAAUGUUUGUUCACUGAUAAUUUUUUUGUACAGU